UCUGAUACCCAUUCACCUUGCGUUGGUUUGAAAAUGAGUGAUUCUCCCUUACCCUUGGUUUCCACGCCUUCAAGAAUAACUGACUACUUUCCACCAAGUCCAAAAACAAGUCAAGAAACUGGCGAUAAAGAUGAAAAAUUCAAAGAAACCAAGACCAACAAAAUUGACAUUUCCAAUUCUUCAAUAUUAUUGACCCCUGAACCUUCACCUGCCAAAGACAAUGAAAAAGAUCAGAAAGAUAAAGUUGAAACAGACAGUAACUCUAGUACUGAACAACCUAAAUGUAAACAGGUUCUUUUAGAAAAAUAUGACGAAAAAGAUGAAGAGGAAGAAAAGCCUAAAGGAAGACAAAAGAAAUCAACAAAAACAGAUUCUACUUCACAGAAUAAGAAGAAAGCAUCAAGGAAAAAAAAGACAGCAGAGCCUACUCAACCUAGUCUACAGAACAGCUUGUUGACAGACUUCUACCCUGUCAGGCGUAGUAACAGGAGAUGUAAAUCUGAGUUAGAGAAAGAUAAACAGUGUGAGAUAGAAGAUAAAAUAUUAAACAAGAAAGAAGAAGGUUUGAAGGUUGAAGAAAUUGCCAACAAAGGUCGUGGGGUGAUUGCCAGUAAAGAUUUCUUCCGUGGAGACUUUGUUGUGGAAUAUGCUGGUAACCUUAUCAGUCAGAAGAUUGCCAAACAGAAAGAGUUGGACUACGGCAAGGACCCCAGUAUUGGCUGUUACAUGUAUUACUUCACUCAUAAAACUAUUAAUUACUGUGUGGACGCAACUGCAGAGAGUGGGCGUCUUGGUCGUCUCAUCAACCACAGUAGAACCAAAAACAACUGUCACAUGAAGUUAACAGAAAUAAAUGACCGACCAUACCUCAUGCUUGUGGCUUCAAGAGAUAUUUCCACGGGUGAAGAACUUUUAUAUGACUAUGGGGAUAGAAAUAAAGAAUCUCUGUCAUCACAUCCAUGGUUAAAGUCAUAAUGAUUGUUUUUUGUUAGCUUUUAGUGUUUUAAAUUACCAUGGUUACCCUGUUUUGAAUUGUUACUUUUUAACAGAUGUUCAUUCGCAUUUAUAUUGACUGAUUGUGUUUGAUGUAUGUUUUAAAACAAGGUCUGUGUCAUGUGUAUGAAUGUAGUUUUUAUACAACCUCUUAUGUGUUAUGUGUAUGAGUGUAGUUUUUAUGUAAACAAACUUUAUUUGUCAUGUGUAUAAAUGUGGUUUUAAGAGUUUUUAACAGAAGUUGUGGUUGUUGUUUCCAUAAAUAUUUAUUUUUGUAGCUGUUGCAACUAAAUAUUCAGAGAUAUGGACAGAAAAAGUUCAUGGAGUUGUUUAAAAAGCUAGUUUUAUUAGCUACCUCGUAGAAAAUUAUUUUCUAAGUCUAAUGAAUUUGUGAAAAAUCAAUUUAAAAGAAAAUUCUAUGAUCAUGGUUAAAAAUGACAGAUUAAACUCAUAGUGCCUGAGUUAUUUAUAUAUUUAUACAUAUAUGUUCAUUAUUUUAAUACAAAAAAAUGUUUGGGUAUUAAAUCAAUUAUAGCAUCUAAAUAGGGUUUAAGAAUAUUUUACAUACUAAGAUGUUAUCCAACUGAUGAUCUUUUGCUUGGGCAUUAAAUAUUGAAUAUGAGACAUACUUUGUAUAAUCAGAGAUAUUGUUCAAACAAAUCAUGAUUUGAGAUACUAUUCUUAGUUUUGUGGAAAAUAUUUAAAAUGUGAUGCCAAAUUAUUAAUUAUUAUUUUGUGUAAUUCAGUUAUUUAGAUUUUGACUUGAUAUUGACAUAAACCUAAAGCUGAGAAUCACAUGUUGACCUUAAAAUUUCUUAUUAAGUUUUAAUGUUUGCCUUGGUGUCUCAAAUUUUCUGAGUAUAAAUUCAGAUCCUUUUUUGUCUUUGGAGUUAUUUUGUGGAAAGAGCUCGACAUUUUUACUUUGUGAGAUUAUACUGAUU
Mytilus trossulus (common blue mussel) is the source of this 1934-nucleotide messenger RNA. RefSeq names its product N-lysine methyltransferase KMT5A-A-like. The record is from RefSeq and is a predicted model, not a curated record. Gene Ontology annotation, cellular component: nucleus; polytene chromosome. Gene Ontology annotation, molecular function: transcription regulator activity; histone H4K20 methyltransferase activity; protein binding. NCBI's taxonomy places the organism in Eukaryota, Metazoa, Mollusca, Bivalvia, Mytilida, Mytilidae. The coding region runs from base 34 to 975 and encodes 313 amino acids. The transcript has 8 exons. Gene Ontology annotation, biological process: regulation of DNA damage response, signal transduction by p53 class mediator; regulation of transcription by RNA polymerase II.